AUGAAUUUGAAGGGCUUGAUAAUUAUCCAAUUAAUACUAAAUAGAAUUUUCCUUUCUUUAGGCCAAAAAGAUGAUGCUAGUUAAUGUAACCAAAUAUGCUAAGAUUGCUCUAGUGAUAAAAAUUUUGAGUGUCUUGGAUGUAAAUAUCCAUAUUAUUUUGAUCAGAAUAACUAUAAUUGUGUCUAAUCUUGCCCUGGUGGAACAUAUGAAAACUAAAAAAUGGAAUGUGUUUCCUGCGCUUCUAAAUUUUGUUCAAGCUGCUCACCUAUUGAAUGCUAUUAAUGCUAACCUGGAUACUCUGUGAACCCACAAGAUUAAUAAGGAUGCAUUUCGAAUUGUUAAGAUGGAUAAUAUUUACUUGAUGGAGAGUGCGUAUAUGAAUGUAGCAUUUAAUCUAAUAUUUAUUAGUUAGAUCCAUCUUCUAACACUUGUAUUUAGCUAUAGAUCUGCCCUUAGUUGUCUUAUAUUCCUGCAUCUUAAGCGGUUGGUCAAAUAUAAUUCUUUAGCACAUUCAUCAGUGAAGAUAAUAGCAUCAUACUUUAGAUUGAUGAAUAUGGCAAAGUUAUUAUCAAGUCCAUUCCUUAGCUUUUACCUCAAGCCUAUUAUAUAUUUCCUGAGUUAGUAUCUAUCUCAGAUUGUGUACAUCUAGUAGAAUAAUCAACAUAAAACAAAAUACUAUCUUGUAUGAAUUCUAAUACCGAAGUUUUUGCUUUUUAUAUAUCAUCUGGUCUACUUUUAUCAUAAAAUAUUACAUUUAAUUAAUAAAUAGCAAAUUUGUAUUAUUUAGAUGGAAUGAAAAUUACUUUUUUGACCUAAUCAGGAUAAAUAGUCUAGUACAAUUUCCAAUCUUAGCAAUUUUUUAUUGUUGAUGACUCAUCAGAUAAUCUAAAUUAAAUACUUUGUGUUUAAAACUAUCAGCAAAGAAAUGAUUAAUAUAUUCUUGCUAUCAACUCCACAAAUACAAUUUUUUAUUAUGAUUAAUCAUUUAAUAAGAAUAUACUUUUAUAAUAUUCAACAUAGACCACUCUUUAAAUGGAAUAUUUAAAUAUACAAAAUAUGUGGGCAUUCUACUAAAAUAAUAAAAUAGAUUUUUAUUCAAUCAUAUUUGGUUAAACUCCUUUACUGAUCAAAUAAAUUACUUCAUAAACUGUCAUCUAUUCAAUAUUGAGAUCUAACUAAACUUUGAUUCUAAUUGAUGACCAAAAUUAAACAGCAACUUAAGUAUUCUAAAUAAGCUCAAAUAAGUAAGUCACUGAAAUAACUAACACAUUACCAUCUACUUUCUUUAAUUCUGAUUGCUUUUGGAAGACAAAAGAUUUUUAUUUCUCUCAAAAACAAGAUCUUCUUUAUAUUUUCAACUUUAUCUUUACUAAUUUUACUCUUUCUUAUACUUUAAAAUUAUCUCAACCUUUAGUUUGCUCAAUAACUUCCUUAGAUGUUUUGCAAAAUAAUGAAAAAGUUUAUUUGUUAACUAGAAUAAAGUAAGAUAUGUAAAUUUAAGAGCUCACUUAAAGCCAAUUAACCUCUAUAAAUUCUAGUUAAAUGUAUUUCUCAUCUGAAUAGCAUGCCUUUUACUAUACUUAAAGAUUAUUAAAUGUACCAGCAGUUAAUUUUUUGAAUACUGCUACAAAUAAUUAGAUCUUAGAGUUAAAAGGGAAUGGUAUAGCUAACUAAUAUGAUUUAGAAUCAAGAUAGAUUGCUAAAUAAUUCUAUUUUUGGGAAGAUUUUUAUUAUCCAGAUUAAACAUCUGUUAAAAAUUUUAUUUUAUACAACUUUCUUGUUGUAAAAGAAGAAGAAAAAUUAAUACUUACUGGAGUAAAAAAUGGCGUUUUAGUUAUAAGAGAAUUGAAUUUAUAUACUUUUGAAAUACUUUUAGAAAACUAGUUUAGUAAUAUAGACAUUGCACUUAGUUAAAUAGAUAUUUUUGAUUAACCAUUCUACAUCCAGAGUACAAAAACCUUGAUAGUUUAUAUUAUUAAUUAAGAAAUCAGUGAUCUUUAUACAGAACUAAGACAGCUUCAUAUUUUUAGUUACAGCUAAAUAAAUAACUAAUACAACUACAAAUUCUCAGUAAGGUAAAUAGUAAAUGACGUUUAAGUUUCAUAGACAACUGGUGAUGUUAUUUGUUUCUUAGUUUUGUAAGUUUACCUCAGUUAAAUAGUGAUCUACAAUGUUUACAAAGAUUAAAAUCCUGUUUACGUAUCUGAAGAAUUUUAUAAUGUUUGCUAAAAUUAGAUAGGCUUUUUCAAUUUAAACUAAGAUACUAUUUAUUACUCUGAUUUUUUUGGAGGGAUAAUGAGCAUGAACCUUCUAAAAAAUUAUUAGAAAAAUAUAUUUAGCAAAAAUAUACUCAUUUUAUCAUAUUAUCUAUCUCCAAAUUUAAGCUAUUAGAUAUUUAGCUUAAGUCCUUAUAAUACAGUUUAAAUUGUAUCUACUGUAGAUAAUAAAAUCCUAUAAGUAAUAACUGCUGGUGCAUACAUUCCAAAAUAUAUUAGAUAUGACAACAAAGUAUUUAUUUGCAGCAAUACUUACACUUUAUCAUACUAUGAUGGCGAUGCAAACAAGCUUAUACUAUACCAAAACUAAUAUUAUGGGCAAAACUCUUAGGCCUUUUUACAUAAAUAAAAUUAGAUAAUAUUUAUAAAUACCAACGUCUAUCUCACAAUUAGUUUAGAUGAUUAGAAUCUUUAAUUACAGUAGGUUGCAUAAAAUGCUAAAUAUUAUCCAUAUCAAUUUAAUGAUAUUUAAAUACCUAUAACUCUUAAUAAUGGCUAGGUAGAGUAAAUGGUUGAUGUAAAAGCAAUAUUUUGCUAUGAAUAUUAAAGUGAUGAUUAUUUAAAAACUACAAUAAAAUUGAAAGUUGUUAACUUUUAUGAGUUAGAUAUAUAGUUAAAUAUAUAUAUAAAUAAGAUAGCAGUAAUAAAAUACCAAAAGAUUAUAGCAUAAAUUGCUAUUGAUUUCUUACAGCCUCAAUAACUGGUAGCUGAAAAUUACAGAUUCUAUCUAUUGUAUGAUAAAAAAGGAUUUUAUUUUCCCAAUUAAAAAUAUAUGGUAGUAGUUUGUGGAUAUCAUAUUGCUUUUAUUAGCUCAUCUAACUUUGAAAUUCUAUUUCAUUACGUGUCUAAAUCAACAUACUUGAAUGUUGCUUAUGAUAUAGAAUUAGGAUACAUGGCCUUUAUAGAAAACUUGUAAGAUUGCAUUAUCAACUUAAAUGCUAUUUCUAAAAAUUGCAUCACUAAUAAUUAUCCAUUUAAUGAGGAUAACUUUCAUGGAACUAUUAUUUAAAGAUAAAAAUAGUUGAUAAUCUUUUAUAGUUAAUAUAGUUUAAGAGUGUACUCAUUAAAAGAAUAAAUUUAUAAGUUUGUAUUAUAUUCAACAGACUUUAUACCAAAUUCUAUAUAUUAUAAUGAUUUUGGUAGCAUUAUAAUUAUUGGAGAUUAACCAAGUUAAAGUUUUUAGAUACUUAAUUUAGAUACACUUCAAUUGUUGCAUACGUCAUUCCCUGCAUACAGUACUUAAACUUUUGAGAAUCUGUAUAAUUUUUAUUUUUUCUCUGAUCAAAUAUAAGUGAUGCUAUUUUCUUCUUACAGUAAUUCUAUAGUAAUCUAUAACAUAAAUACUCAAGAAAGCCUCAAAACAAUCUAAUUAUAGUACUAAUUUAAUUAUCAAAGUCAAGUAGUUGUUGAUGAAAACCUUGAUUUGAUUAUAUUGAUUGAUAAUUAUAAUUAAAUUGAGAUUGUUUCUUAUGAUACCAAUUAAGUUGUUAAAAUAUUUUAAUUAGAUAAGUAAUAAAAUGACGCAAAUACAUACUAAAAAAUAUUGAUUUGGGAUAAUUACAAGAGAAAACUUUUUGCAAGCUCAAACAACAUAUUUUAUGUCUUUGAUUAUGAUACUAGCAUUUUUAUUUGCAAAUACCAAUUUUAACUUCCUAUUUUUGAUAUUUAUAUCAGCUUUAAUAAAAAUUAAAUAUUUGUUACAGAUUAUUUGAAUUUAAAAGUUUUUGAUUACUCUAUCCUAGAGUUUAAUUAAAACUCAUUGUUGCCUUAAAAUUCAACUCCAAAUAUAUUAAAGAUUAAUGAUAGCCAAUAUAUUUUAUUUGAUAAUAGUCAAUCAACUCUGAAAAAUAUUGUUAAUGGUGAAGUAAAGGAUGUUAAAUACUUUAAUCAACUAAAUCCUUCAUACUUUUACUUCAAUUAUUAUAAUAUAAAUGACAACUAAAUUUAUGUAAUAACAUUUAAUUAGCUCUUAAUCUAUAAUGUAACUUCAACUAGGAUAAAUAAAAUAUUUUCUUAAUUGCUUGAUUCUUAAAUAAUAACUUUUAUCAGUGACUCUGAUUUCCAAGUUCUUUUUCUAACUCAAAAAUAAUCUUUAUACUCUCUUUAAAAAAAUCAAACUAACCCAUAGCUCUUGAUACUAACCUAUAUCUCAACAGGAAUAGGCCAAUUUUUUAUGAUUGAUGAUUCCUUUUUAAUAUACUGCUCUACCAAAAACACAAUCUAAUGGAAUAAGAUGACAUUUAAAAAAUCCUAGUCUCUUUCUCUUGAAGUAAAACUUGAUUAAUUUCAAUUUAAAAUAGAAUUAAAUGAUACUGUUAAAAAGAUUGUUAAAAUAGAUACUACUUAGAAUAUCAUAAUAUUAACUAAUAAAUGCAUACAAAUAAUAGAUAUUUAGACAGGAAAUAUUUUAUAAAUCUCUCAAUUAGAUUUUUAAAACCAAUAAUCUUAAAUCUACUUUGAUCCUAUUUAUUAAAGGAUUUACUAUGCAGAUAGAAUUAUAGGAAUAGCAGUAUAUAAUCUUUAAAUGCAAACUAUUAAAUAGAAUUUACCAUCUUCAGGUAUAAAAUUAAAAAUGGAAGGUUCUUUCAUAUUUAUGCUUUCAUUUAACUCUGUAAGUAUAUAUUUAAGAUAAGACCUCAAAUUAUUCUAAAUAAUUAGAAAUUUUAACAGCACACAAUCACUAAUAGAUAUUGAGUACACAGGAUUUAACAAUAUAUUCAUUUUGUAUUUUGACAAUUCAAUUAGUUUCUUUAAUGCUAACCCUUUCUCUUAACCGAAGUUAAUUGAUUUCUUAUAAGUAAACAAUUAUAAGGUUUUACUAUAAUAAGUAUAAUCCCAGAAUUCUUAGUAUUUAAUAGUUGAUAUGAUGAUUCUAACUAUAGAAAAUACUAUCAAAUACACUACUUAGCUAAAUAUUGGCUCAUUUUCAAAUAACAUAUGCUCUGCCUAGCUAUAAAUAUUAACAGACUAAAAUGAUUUAUAAACAAAAAAUCAAUAAAAUGAUUAUUUAAAUUUAUUAUCACUGAAAUAACUCUUAAUUUAGAACAUUAUUUAUAGUAUGUUCAUAAAUAAUGGUGAAUAAACAGAUCUAAAGUAUCCUUUUGUUAGCUCUAGCUCUGUGACAAAUUAGUACUCUCUUUAUAUUUAAGCUAUAAACAAUAAUAUGAUUUAUUUAAAAACUCAAAAUAGCACAGAUUAAAAUAUUGUAGAGCUGUAACUAUAAAACUUAAAAAUUUCAUUUAAAAACUUAAAUAAUACUCUAUUUUUGUUUGGAAAUCCAACAUUUAAAAAAUUAGAAAGAUUAUUUUUAAAUGACAUAGAAUUAUCAGAUUUUGGUAAUAACCAACUAGCAUUUGAUGGCAUCAAACAUCUUUUUAUCUAAAAUUUAGUGAUUAAUGGAGAAUAAAUUCAGUAGAUUAACAAAUAGAUUAUGCUUUUCUAAAACAUUGAUAUAAUUGUAAUACAGAACAUUAAUUUUAUGAAUUGUUAAUUUAAUAAUAUCAUAAAUCUUCUUAAAUUUGUUAAUAUAAACAAACUAACAAUUAAUAAUUUCAACAUCAAACUUAACAGUUUAAAUUCAAACUUUAAACAAAGCUCUAUGAUAAAUAUCUCAUAUGUUAACUUACUUAUUUUAGAUAGUGCUAAUCUUUUACAGAACAUAUUUUAAAAUGUUUAAAUUUUCACAAUAACUAAUGUUACUUCAAUUAGUAUUAGCAACUUGAUAUCAUCUUAAAAUUAAAUAAUAAUUAAUUAAAACUUAGAUUUAUAAGGAAUUAUUUUUUAUUUUGAAGCAACUUCAUAGGUUGACUUCAAAAAAAUACAAUUUAAUAUGCUUAACUUUACCCAAUAUUCAUCCAUUUCUUUACUAAAAUUUUCUAAUGUAAAUGAAACUUUACAAUUUAAUGAUUUUUAUUUCGCAAACUUUAAAUUAGAAAACAAUUAUAAUAACUCAAUAAAUGGCUAAUAAUUUUUUAUUUUAGAAUGUGAGGGAAUUCCUAAUUCUAAUUUCUCAAAUAUUCAGGUAAUAAAUUCAGAUAUGAUAGGAUUUAUUAAUUUACAUGAUUUAAAAAAUAAAAACGGAAUUAUUAUUUAAAAUUAAAUAUCAACUUACUACAACUAUUAGCACUCUCUUUCAAAUACAAAUUAAUUAAUGCAACUUAAUGCUUAAUAAAUAAAAAUAUCAAAUUCUAAUUUUUCAUCUAUUUCUAGCUUCAAUUCAGAUUCUAACUUUAUUUAAAUUUAAGUUAGCUAAAAUUUACUUUUAGAUACAAUUUAAAUUUAAGGUGUUGAUCUUAAGUAAAGUAGCUUUAUUAACAUUUCCUAAAGUCCUUACAUAGUUAUCCAAAAUAUUGAUUCAAAAAAUAUACAAACAAAAAGCAUAGCAAGUGCUUUUUAUAUGUCAUAAAUUUCUAGUUUGAUAAUGAAAAAUAACACUUUUAUCUCAAAUCUAUCUAAUCUUGAUGGAGGAGUUUUAUAUUUAAACUAAAUAACAUAAAUAAUUUUUUUAGAAAACAAAUUUUAGUAAAACCAAUCUAAGACAGGAAAUGGGGGAGCUAUUUACUGCUUCAGUAGCCUAUUUUCUUAGUUUGAAGACAAUACUUUCUUUUAAAAUUCUUGUCCAUAAGGCUCAGGUGGAGCAAUAUUGUUGAACAAUUGUGAUAUUUAAGAUAUGAGAUAAAAUAAUUUUUUAUAAAACUAUGCUCUAAUAGGAGGUGCUUUUAGAUAUUAAGGCAUAUAACCUUAAGUUUUAUAAAAAAGAAAUGUGAGCCGAAGGAUACUUACCUUAAAUUUAAAUACUUUUAUUAAAAAUUCUGUAUAAUUAUAUGGAAAAAAUAUAGGUUCUUAUCCAAUUUAUUUGGAUGUUAAAAAUUAAAUGUAAGAUGAUUUAAAUAUCUAAAGUGCUAAAUUAGAAAAUAUAUAAAGUGGCAGUACAUCUUCACCGAUAUUAAUGAGAUUAAUUGAUGAAGAAAUGAGAGAAAUAAGUUUUUUUAAAAAUACAGAGUAGAUAAAUUAAGAAAUUCUGAUUGAAUUUGGUAGCUAUUUACUUGAAUUGUAGAGUUAAGAAGUCGGGCUUGAAGGUAAUCUCAGAUAGAAUUAUAAUUUUGAUUAAUUUGGUUUCCUUUUUAAUGUGUCCUAUUCUUAUUAGCCUAAUGCUAACUCCUCUAUUAUAGUUAAAACAGUUAACCCUAUCUAUAUUUUAAAUACUACAACUUUUAAAUUUGACUUUCAAGAGCUAAGUAUCUCUAUUGAUGUUAAUUUUAGGAAGUGCUAGUAAGGGGAAAUUUUAUAAACUUUGUAGAAAUAUAAGAUAUGCUAUACUUGCUAAUAAGGUAAUUAUUGCUUACAAGAUCCAAAUAAAUUUGAAAAUUUGUAGUGCCUCUAAUGCCCUAUUGGUUCUAAAAAUUGUCAUUCAAAUAUCAUACAGUUAUAAAAUAGAUACUGGAGUAAGGACGAAAACUCAGACUAAAUAUAUGAAUGUAUUAAUCCAGAAAAUUGUAUCCCUGAAGACCCUUCAAAUAAGUUUGGAUGUUCACUAGGACAUAUAGGAGCUAUGUGUGAAUCUUGUGAUUCUAAAGGGGUUAUUUGGGGUUCAAAAUAUGGAAAAACUAAUGGUGGAAAUUAGUGCUAAGAAUGCAUUUAUAAAAAUAAAAUUAGCUCUAUUCUGCUUCUAUUUUUAUUAUUGAUUAUAUUUUGUGUUUAUUUAAUCUUCUAAUUUUAAAAAUAGAUGGCAUUAAUAUAAAAAAAUAUGAGCUGGUUUUAUUUGAGAAAGCUUAAAAUAAUUUUACUAUAAAAUCCAAAUAUUAGUAGUUCUUCUUAUUAUAUCAAAAUUCUUAUCAACUAUUUUUAGUUUAUAGCAUUAAUUAAUAACUUAGGUAUUUAGACUAAAUAGUUUAUCUCUUUUGUUGAAAUUGGAGGUGGCGAUCCUGCAAAGCAUUCAAUUUAUAAUUUAGAUUGUAUAUUCAGUUACUAUGAUUUCUAAAUUCCAUUGUAUGCUAUUAGAGUUGUAUUUAUCAAUACCUAAAUAAUUAUUAUAUAUUUGUUCAUUCAACUAGUAAAAAUCCUAACAAACAUCUUUAAGAUAGAUGACCGCUCAUUUUAGAUUUCUUCUUUCAUACUAAUAUACUUAUUCUAUAGUUCUUCAGUAAUCAAAGUAUUGAUAUAGUCUUCAUCUUGUAUUGAAAUAGCAGGCAAUCUAUAUAUUAUUUCUGAAAUGCAGUAUGAAUGCUAUACUGAAGAACACAUUAAAAUCCUACUAUAUUUAAUAGGACCAUUACUUUUAAUAUGGUUAAUAAUAAUUCCAACAUCAUUUUCUAUGUAUUUGUAUAGAAAAAGAGAAAAAUUACAAAGCUUGUUUUAUCAGUAGAAAUAUGGUCUUUUGUACAAAGAAUAUAAAGUAGAAUCUUAUUAUUGGGAUUUAGCUAGAAAUCAAACAAAAGCAUCUCUAGUUAUAUUUCUAAAUUUAGUUAGGGUUUCACCAUUACUCAAAGCUUCAUUUUUAAUAAUUUUUAUAUAAAUUUAUCAUACAUUUUUGACCAAAGUAAGUCCUUAUUAAAGAUAGUAGUUAAACAAUAUUGAUUAACUAUCUUGCAAAUUAAUUAUAAUAAGUAUAUUCACUACAUAAAUGAUAUUACUUACAGAUAAUCCCUUACUUAAACUACUAUUGGAAAGUAUUUUAAUAGUCUCCAAUAUAAUUUUCAUAGGAAUCUUACUCUUACUAGCAGUGUAAAGGCCUAUUCCAUAUAAUAAAAUUGACCAAAAUAUGCUUUAAAGAUUAUAAUUUUAUUUAUCUCAAGUAAUUCCUAACUCUAUUUACUAAAUUGCUUAUUAAAAAUAGAUAAAUUUAUUAAGAAUAAAUUCUCUAUGGAAAAAAGUCUAAAGCUCAUUAAGGGAAGUGAUUUCAAUUGAAGCAGAUUUUAAGAACUAAAAAUGGUCUUAGCGAAUAAAACUGAGUAAUUAAAACAGUUAAUUCACCUUUCGAAAAUCAAAAAUUGGCAAACAACUAAAAACUAUUUUCUAUCAAUAAGCAAAAGAAAAUUGUAAUUUAGAUAAAAUUCAAUAAUGA
Tetrahymena thermophila SB210 is the source of this 9339-nucleotide messenger RNA. RefSeq names its product transmembrane protein, putative. The record is from RefSeq and is a predicted model, not a curated record. Lineage: Eukaryota; Ciliophora; Oligohymenophorea; Hymenostomatida; Tetrahymenidae. The transcript is spliced from 14 exons.